Sander lucioperca (pikeperch) is the source of this 1399-nucleotide messenger RNA. RefSeq names its product potassium channel tetramerization domain containing 5b (gene kctd5b). Lineage: Eukaryota; Metazoa; Chordata; Actinopteri; Perciformes; Percidae. Gene Ontology annotation, molecular function: cullin family protein binding. Gene Ontology annotation, biological process: proteasome-mediated ubiquitin-dependent protein catabolic process; protein homooligomerization. The record is from RefSeq and is a predicted model, not a curated record. Gene Ontology annotation, cellular component: cytoplasm; Cul3-RING ubiquitin ligase complex.
GCUGGGGAGGACCUCUUUUCUCUGGAAUAAUUUAUGAAGUGUCUGUCAGUGCUGCUGGUGAAGUGGGUUGGUAGGAGUGGCUGAUGCGCUGGCAGCCUGCUUUGCAUGAAGUUGGUGGCUGCAGCUUGGAUAUUUCCUGUCAGCCGCACACAGCCGAGGCGACGGAGGAGACGAGGAGAGGGAUGGCAGAGAACAGCUCCGAGACAAGUAGCGCCGUUCACCGGAGAUGUUUGGCCCAUUCUCCGGUGGAGAGAAACAUUUCAGCCGGUGUCGGGGCAUCGAAAUGGAUUCGACUAAACGUCGGCGGGACGUAUUUUUUAACAACGAGACAGACGCUGUGUAGAGAUCCAAAAUCAUUUCUGUACAGACUGAGCCAAGCUGACCCCGAGCUCGACUCCGACAAGGAUGAAACUGGUGCCUAUCUCAUAGACAGAGACCCCACAUACUUUGGGCCAGUGCUUAACUACUUGAGGCAUGGCAAACUGGUGCUCAACAGGGACUUGGCAGAGGAAGGUGUGCUAGAAGAAGCUGAAUUCUACAAUAUCACAUCAUUAAUAAAGCUCCUCAAGGACAAGAUCAGGGAACGCGACUGUAAAACAUCACAGGUUCCAGUGAAGCAUGUGUACCGGGUGCUGCAGUGCCAGGAGGAGGAGCUGACACAGAUGGUGUCUACCAUGUCUGACGGCUGGAAGUUCGAACAGCUGGUCAGCAUAGGCUCAUCUUACAACUACGGAAACGAAGACCAAGCCGAGUUCCUGUGUGUAGUCUCCAAGGAGCUGCACAAUCAAUCAUACGGGACAAACAGUGAGCCCAGUGAGAAGGCCAAGAUCCUUCAGGAAAGGGGUUCCCGGAUGUGAAGAGGACUCAGUAUUAUGAGCUCCAGGUGUUAUGAUGCAAACAUAUCAUCUUUGUGGAAGAACGUUUGGCACAAUGGAGAUUUAAAGAGGAGGGUGUGAAUUUAUUUUGCGUUUUCCCUCCUUUGUUUUUAUUUCUGGAUGUAAAUAAGUCUGUUUACUGACAAUGUGCCUGUACAUUUAAACUGGACCUUUUUUUGAAUUAGCGGCAAGUUUUUUUUUUUUCUUUUUUCUAAUUGAAAGUAAGGAAUUGCAGUCUACAAAUGUUUUGUGCUAUAACAUGUGGCCAUUGUCAUAUAAGGCCAAUUCACUCAGGGUCAUCUGUUGAGUUAAAUCUUACAUCCUCCAACUCAAGGGUCUGCUAAGGGAUCAAUCCGUAUGGUAUCAAACCUUAAAAUCUUUGUUUAGAGAUGUUAAGAAGGGAGUUGUGCAUUUAUUUAGCACAUGUUAAAGAGUUAUUAGCUAUUAAGUGUGAAAUUCACCCCAAAUAACAAAUCGGUAACAUAUUUUCCAAAGAUUUCAAACAGUUCUACUGAGAUUUGUGA